Neoarius graeffei (lesser salmon catfish) is the source of this 3000-nucleotide messenger RNA. RefSeq names its product Rab geranylgeranyltransferase subunit alpha (gene rabggta). The coding region runs from base 177 to 1925 and encodes 582 amino acids. Gene Ontology annotation, biological process: protein geranylgeranylation. Gene Ontology annotation, molecular function: zinc ion binding; protein binding; Rab geranylgeranyltransferase activity. The record is from RefSeq and is a predicted model, not a curated record. Gene Ontology annotation, cellular component: Rab-protein geranylgeranyltransferase complex; cytoplasm. Lineage: Eukaryota; Metazoa; Chordata; Actinopteri; Siluriformes; Ariidae. The transcript has 17 exons.
UUUUGUAGUCUACCAGCUUUGUACGUUAGUGUAUAUCGCUCUAAAAGCAAACAGCAUAACAAAGUGAAAAAUAAAAACCAGCUGGAGUGUUAAUUUCUGUGAGCUGACGGACAGUUUGUCAGUGAGCGUGCUGAAGGAGGGUCGCUUUCAGUUCCACUCCUUGAAACUCGUGAGCUAUGCACGGUCGGGUGAAGGUCAAGUCCACUGCUCAGCAGGAAGAGGAGAAGAGGAAAGAGCGAGAGAAGAAGCUGAAAGUGUACCUGACAGUUCGAGACACUGUCUUUAAGAAGAGGAGUGAUAGUGAGCUGGAUGAAGAAGCUCUCCAGCUCACACAGCAGCUCCUGUCUUCGAACCCAGACUUCGCCACACUGUGGAACUACAGGAGAGAGAUCCUGCUGCACUUGGAGACUGUGAAAGAAGAGGAGGAGAUGCAGAAACUGUACGAAGCUGAACUGCUCUUCAUCGAGUCAUGUCUGAAAGUGAACCCCAAGUCAUAUGGGAGCUGGCAUCACCGUGGAUGGGCAUCAUCCCGCCUCCCAAGACCCAACUGGCAAAGAGAACUCAGCCUCUGUGACCAAUGCCUCAACCUGGAUGACCGCAACUUUCACUGUUGGGAUUACCGCCGCUUGGUGGUAAAGCUGUCUGGAGUUUCUGUCGAAAAGGAGCUCCAAUUUACAGACCGGCUGAUUGGAUCAAACUUUUCCAAUUACUCAAGCUGGCACUACCGGAGCACACUGCUGCCCCUGCUGCAUCCACAGCCUCCAUCUGAUCUGGCAUCAGCCUGCCAAAAACACACUCGUACAUCACCCACAGCCUCACCUCAGAUGCAUGGGCACCGUGUAUGUGAGGAGCAGCUGCUCAAAGAAUAUGAACUGGUGCAAAACGCCGUCUUCACAGACCCGAAUGAUCAGAGUGCCUGGUUCUACUACCGCUGGCUACUGGGAAGAGCUGAGCGUGAGGAGCUGAUUAGCUGUGUGUAUGUGAGCAGAGAGGGAGAGCGAGUCGCUGUGGCUUUCUCCAAACCUGUUGAUGUUGUGAGUUUGCUGUUGGUGUUAGAUGGUCAGCCUCAGCAGGUGGAGUGGAGAAGCUUUCACCCUCAAUUUCGCCACAGCCCCGUCUGGUUGUGUGAGCUUCCUCCUGGCUCUAUCAGCGACAUCAACAAUGAACACAACUUGACUGUGCACUGGACAGAGAAACACACACAACGAGACUGCGCACUUUAUACAGGUCGAAUGGAGAGUUGGUGCAGGGACUCCGCCACAGAUCAGGAGCUCUUCAGGAGUGAGCUUUCUGUGGAGAAGACCUCAGUUCUGCAGUCUGAGCUCCAGUCCUGUACUCAGCUCCUGGAACUGGAGCCUCAGAAUAAAUGGUGCCUGUUAACUAUAAUCCUCCUGAUGAGAGCUCUGGAUCCUUUAGGUCAUGAGAAAGAGACGCUCGCUCAUUUCCAGAUGUUGAAGGAAGUCGACCCCAUGCGCAGCUCCUACUACAGCGACCUCUGCAGUAAGUUUAUGAUCGAGAAUACUAUUCUGAAAAUGGAGUAUGCCGAGGUGCGGGUCUUCAGCCUCUCGGAUAAGAACCUGAGCACACUUUGUCAUCUGGACCAGCUCCUACUGGUCACGCAUAUCAAUCUAUGCUCCAAUCAGCUCGUGAAGCUGCCGCCACAAUUCGCCAUGUUGCACUGCCUGGAGGUUCUGGAGGCUGAUGAUAAUGCCAUAGAGAAUCUGGAGGGACUUUACCAGCUGCCCAAACUGGAGGACGUGUCGUUGAAAAACAAUCAAAUCUCGAAAAUCUCCGACCUAUCGCCACUGGCAACAUGUCCGAAGCUCACCAGGCUGGACCUCCGUGGCAACCCGGUCACCAAGACUGCCAAUAUCCAGGUGGCGCUAGCUGAGCUGCUGCCAUCAGUUACUGACAUUUUACUGUGAUAAACUCCCAAGGAUAGAAACUCUGUGUGUUUUUCACGCAUUACCUUGCCUAUUUAUUCUGACGUGGAGCCUUAUCAGAAGUGAACAUUCGUUUUAGUACUGUACAUCUACACUGGGCUCAAAGAGACUUCAGAGUCAGUGUGUGCGUAAAUAUUAAUUUAUACCACAGCAUUGUUAAAUUCUCGAUUCUGAAAUUCUGUAAUAGCAGCUCAGAGGUUUAUAUUGAUGUGCUUGUUCUGAAACAUAAUUGUUUCUAUAGUAAAGGCUCAUUUACAAAGAAUUACUGGACAGCGGAUGCACCACACAAAUGGAUUAAGAAAUGUCUGUAAUCAUUGAUUUUUUUUUUUUUCUAUGAGAAGUUAGUUUAAGAUUUAUGGAAGGAGUCUCUGGUGUCACUGCUUUGUAAAAGUAAAUUUUUUUCCCUGUCUUAUUAAUUUCAUAACCGAGCGAGAGGUGGGGUAAAUAGAUGCUGGUGCAGGAACGACUGUUUAUAGGUGCUGUAACAAGUGAUACUUGGUACUAAAGAUGUUAGAUGUUCCACAACAUUAAAUGUAGCUACAAAUGGAUAAAAAGUGUGGCAAAUGUAAUCAGUGGCAAGUUGCUGUAGUGUAAGAGGAUUAAAACACUUCAGGAUGUGUUAUAGAAAAAUAACUGCAGGGUGCUAAUGAUAAAUCUGCUUCAUUUCAAGCUGCAUGAUUGUUUUCUGUUAAGAGCACACUGCAAAAUGUUUUAUUCCUUUUGUGUUUCAGAUUCUGCAUGCUGAGACCACCAACCUCAUGUUAGUUCUCACGUUUUCAGAUUUGCAUAUUGCGUACUACAUGCUAAAACAGUAGUUUCCAUGUGUAUGUGUCCCCAUCUCCAGGGAUAUUCCCCGUUACAAAAAUAAGAAGAGGUUGCUCCAUAAUGUAACAAUCUCUCUGAUGAUCUAGGAAGUGUUCAUAAUGCAGUUUGAAUGAGUUACUCACCUAAGCCAAACAUGAUUGUACGUGAACAAGACGUAAUUUGUGUGUGUGUGUGUUUUUGCGCAUACAGUCACAUAGACAUGUAAAACCCACGAAUAAAACAUCUCUCACUG